Messenger RNA from Cercopithifilaria johnstoni, 553 nucleotides. NCBI's taxonomy places the organism in Eukaryota, Metazoa, Nematoda, Chromadorea, Rhabditida, Onchocercidae. The record is from the annotation of a GenBank genome assembly.
GAAGGGAUUGCAGCAAAUUGCCUCAUCGUAUUAUAUGCCUAAUAUUGUAAUGCAAGCGCAAGUUGCAGUCGAUAUUCGUGAUCGUCGUUUAACAGAUAGAAUACAAAUACCCAGUAAUGAUAUAACAAUUAUGCAUGAAGCUAUACCGUUUCUUCCAGUUCCGGUUGCCCUAUUAUGUCUCUUCUUUAACGUUAUCAUACCUGGAUCAGGGACAAUUUUAAGCGGAAUUAGUGUGUUGUGUAUGGGACAACCAAGAAUAAAUUUUAAAGAAGGUCGUAAAUUGAUGACAUUAUUUUUGAAUUUUUUGAUUGGUAUUAGUCAAUUCUUUACGAUAACAUUUCUUCUUGUUGGAUGGUUUUGGUCAGUUGCAUGGGGUGGUUUGAUUGUUAUACAUUCAAUGCAAUAUCGUGAUGCAAUGGUGCAAAGACGACAAGAAGCAGUAGCAACUGCAGCGAUCGAAGCAAUUACCAAAGAUUCAAUAUUACAUAGGCGAGAUGUGAAGAAGCUUGUUGGAGCUCAUCAAGCGAUUAUUGGAGGGAAACAACGAACUUAA